AUGUCCUACCGGGGAGAAGGCCUUCCAUACAUCGGCGUGAAACUGGCCAAGGCUACUUUGGUACCCAUCGCACGUACAUGCCGCUAUAUAGUUCUCUCUGAUGUAUGUUCUAUACACGUUAGUACUAAGUCUGUGCGUGAAGAGGCUCGCCUCUCUAUGGCACCUCCAAGCUCAUUUCAAUUUCAUCAACAGCAAAUUCAACUUCAAACGGAACAACACAAAAUUGAAUUCGAGACGAUUCAAUAA
Messenger RNA from Rotaria socialis, 246 nucleotides. NCBI's taxonomy places the organism in Eukaryota, Metazoa, Rotifera, Eurotatoria, Philodinida, Philodinidae. The record is from the annotation of a GenBank genome assembly.